UUGUGCUGUGAUAUUUCAAAAAAAAAAAAAAAAAAAAAAAAAGAGUUCCAAAAUGAAGAAAGAAGAUGAAAAUAUUAAAGUUGUUUUGCUGAUAGAUAUGAAUUGUGUGUGUGAUAAUUGUUUCAAGAAAAUUGCCAAAUGCAUUCAAAAUUUGGAAGGUAUAAAGUUGUUGAACAUAGAAGAUACUGGAGUGAAAUACGAAGUAACAGUGCGUAGCAAAAUGGAACCAUCGAAACUCCAAAAGAAAAUCGAGAAGAAAAUGAAGCAGAAAGUAGAACUUAUUUCUCCGAAACCACAAGAAAAUAAAGGGAAAGAGGAUCCCAAAAAAAUAACCUUCGAAACUAAUUUGGGAUGUCAUAAAUGUGUGAAGAAAAUAGAAAACAUUGUGACCAAAACUAAAGGUAAAUUUUUCUUCUUUUACCAUUUACAGAGAGCCUAAGGACUUAUUUGGACAUGAUUUUUUUUUUUGUUGUUGGGGUGGGGGGGUUGAUUUUCCUUUUUCAAGUUUGUUUAUUACAAAAACUUAGUUGGUUAAUUGUUUUCUCAAAAACCAAUUUUCCAAAAAAACAAAUCCCUAAUAAACGUCAAUUUUUUCAAGUGAAGUGCAUGUCCAAGCAGAAUUUUCGAUUAUCUUUUUCCAACUUAACUUUAAUUAUCACUCAAUUUA
Molecule: messenger RNA, 667 nt
Organism: Capsicum annuum
Lineage: Eukaryota; Viridiplantae; Streptophyta; Magnoliopsida; Solanales; Solanaceae
Product: heavy metal-associated isoprenylated plant protein 3-like
Exons: 2
Coding region: 53-439 (128 amino acids)
Molecular function (GO): metal ion binding
Source: RefSeq, a predicted model, not a curated record